UCCUCAGGCUCUACAACACCAUCCCCGCCAACCACGCGCAAGAAAUGCAACCUCAAUCAAUUGCAAUACCAGUUGAACCAGUCAAAUGAAGCACCAUGAAGAGCCAUCAAAUACUAACCCUUCUUCUACCCGUAUGCCCGGUAUCGCGGGGUGACCGGGGUAGCUCUUCCCAAAGCACAUAAGAAGCAGCUCCAAUCCCACUGCAAAAGGAACACCAGCCCUCCCCUUGGCAUCUCUCCCAGAUCGCAGUUCCAAGACGCAGAGUUACCCCAGGCACAUCCAAAAUGCCCCCCCGUCUAGCCUGGGCAACAGCCCUCCUCCCAGCUCUCACAAGCGCCGCCUCCCUCCAACACAUCACAACCGACUUUGGCCCCAACCCCACCAACGUCUCUUUCUACCUCUACGUCCCCGACUCCCUCAUCCCUUCCGCGCCUCUCCUCGUCUUUCCGCACUGGUGCCACGGCAACGCGACCGACGCCUUCAACUAUAAGCCCUGGCGUCCCCUCGCCGACACACUCGGCUUCGUCACGAUAUACCCCUCCACACCGCACACCGCAGAUUACUGCUGGGACGUAUCCUCGCCGCAGACGCUCUCCCACGACGCCGGCGGCGAUUCCUUGGGUAUCGUGAGCAUGGUCCGCUGGACGCUUCAGAAUUACGACGUCGAUCCGGAUCGGGUUUUCGUUACUGGGGUGAGUUCCGGCGCCAUGAUGACGAAUGUUCUCGUAGGGGCGUACCCGGACGUCUUUGCCGCUGGCUCGGCGUUCGCAGGCGUGCCGUUUGGGUGUUAUGCUGCGGAUGGUAUUGCCGUUUGGUCUGAUGACUGCGCGAGCGGGCGGAUCACGCAUACUGGGGAAGAGUGGGCUUCCAUCGUGGAGGCUGCGUAUCCGGGGUACGCCGGUCCGAGGCCCAAGUUGCAGGUUCUGCACGGGGACGUAGAUAAUGUGCUGAAUGUGACGAAUUUCUACGAGGAGAUCAAGAUGUGGACUACGGUGCUGGGGACGGGAGUCACGCCGACAGAGGUCGUUGAGGAUGAUCCUGUUGAAGGGUGGACGAAGAGCGUGUAUGGGACGAAGGGGCUUUUUGAGGCGUUUUUGGCACAUGGGAUUGAUCAUAAUAUUCCUGACCAGGCGGAUGAGGUUGUGAGAUUCUUUGACUUGGAUUGUGUUGGGGAGAGUUGCUUCUCGCGCAAGUCGUUGCCUGUGCCGGGCACUUGUGCCAAGAGACGGCGCUCCUUAAGGGCUUACUAGCCUACCUCGAAUAUCUUGGAUAUGUGUGAGCGAAGUACUAGAUAGUAAGACAUGAGCUUCACAUGGCAAGUUAUACUUAUAUGCGCGCUAUGUGUAUUAUACCAG
This is a messenger RNA of Colletotrichum godetiae, 1355 nucleotides long. Its product is annotated as feruloyl esterase B. The record is from RefSeq and is a predicted model, not a curated record. Bases 285 to 1250 code for a protein of 321 amino acids. The transcript has a single exon. Lineage: Eukaryota; Fungi; Ascomycota; Sordariomycetes; Glomerellales; Glomerellaceae. Gene Ontology annotation, cellular component: extracellular region. Gene Ontology annotation, molecular function: hydrolase activity.